Messenger RNA from Asparagus officinalis (garden asparagus), 762 nucleotides. RefSeq names its product 60S ribosomal protein L28-1-like. Gene Ontology annotation, cellular component: cytosolic large ribosomal subunit; ribosome. NCBI's taxonomy places the organism in Eukaryota, Viridiplantae, Streptophyta, Magnoliopsida, Asparagales, Asparagaceae. The record is from RefSeq and is a predicted model, not a curated record. The transcript has 4 exons. Gene Ontology annotation, biological process: translation. Bases 76 to 516 code for a protein of 146 amino acids. Gene Ontology annotation, molecular function: structural constituent of ribosome.
ACCAGCCUCGGUAAAUUACAUAGCUCUCUUGGACCUCGGCGGCCGAAGGAGCGAAAGGGGUCUACGCGUUCCGAAAUGGCUUCAGUUUCUGGUGACCUAAUUUGGGAGAUUGUGAAGAAAAACAAUUCAUUUUUGGUGAAGCAGUUUGGUAACAGCACUGCCAAGGUUCAGUUCAGCAAGGAGAAGAACAAUCUGUACAAUGUCCACUCCUUCAAGCACUCUGGAUUGGCAAACAAGAAGACCGUUAGCAUCCAACCAGCAGGUGAGGGCCUUUCGGUUGUCCUGGCGACAACCAAGACAAGGAAGCAGAGGAAGCCUGCUAGUGUUUACCACAAGUCGGUAAUGAAGAAGGAAUUCCCGAAGAUGGCGAAGGCAGUUGUUAACCAGGUGACCGAUAACUACUAUAGGCCAGAUCUGACUAAGGCAGCCCUUGCAAGGCUCAGCGUUGUUCACAGGAGUCUGAAGGUUGCCAAGUCUGGAGCAAAGAAGAGGAGCAGACAAGCUGUUAGGAAUUGAGAUGGAAGUUUAAUGAUGAGGGGAUACCCUGGAGACCCCUUUUUUGGUAGCUUGAAGACAUCGGUUUGUUUUGUUGUCGAGAUAGUUUAUCUCAGUUUUAUCAUUCUGGUUUAUAUUCUUAUUGAGAAUCCACUAUAUUUUGGAAUUUGAAUGAUGGUUUUUUUUAUUAUUCUGUACUAAGUGUUUAGGAAAUCAUAUACUGUUUCUGGAUGUUUUUAUGAAUUAAAUAUUUGGCAUUUUACUAUA